AUGCCCGAAAGCGAAUACUCCUCUAGGCUUCCAUCAUUACGGGGUACUAUUCUCUCCAUAUUCUUCUGCAUUGUUGCUUCACUUGCAUUUUCUGCUGCUUCUGCUAUUGAGGUUGGCGAAGCCAAAGCUCUGCUGAACUGGAAAGCGAGCCUUACCAAACAAAGCCAAGCGACAUUGUCUUCAUGGAACAGUAAUGGCACUGAUCUUUGCAGAAACUGGAAGGGAAUUUCAUGUGAUGAAGAAUCCGUGUCGGUGAUCAGUAUAAGACUGUCAAAUCUUAGCCUUCAAGGUAAACUUCGCUAUCUCAGCUUUGCUUCGUUUCCUAGUCUGCAAUAUUUUGACCUGAGUUACAACCACUUCUAUGGCAACAUUCCCCAAGAGAUUGGUAACUUGUCCAGUAUUUUGAAGUUUGAUUUGUCAGAGAAUCCUUCAAUUACUGGUCCCAUUCCUAAAGAAGUAGGAGCUUUGAGCACUCUCAGUGUUCUUGAUCUUAGUGCAUGUAAGCUCACGGAUAGAAUUCCUAGUGAAAUUGGGAACUUGAGGAACCUAACGGAUCUGGUGCUUGGUCAAAAUUCUCUUUCUGGUUCCAUUCCAGAAGAGAUUGGAAUGUUGAGUGAUCUUUUACUACUUGAUUUGGCCAAAAACUCCAUGUUAUCUGGUAGAAUCCCAUCAUCAAUUGGAAACUUGAACAUGUUACAAGAACUUUAUAUUGAUUUUUGCAAUCUCUUUGGUCCUAUACCAAAUGAAAUUGGAAAACUCAAUUCUCUCACGACAAUUUAUUUAGAAAGCAAUAAACUUUAUGGGUCAAUCCCUCCCUCUAUGGGGAACUUGAUAGGUCUUGAGGAGUUGGUCUUGUCGAAUAACAAUCUUUCUGGUUCAAUUCCUCAAUCCAUUGGAAACUUGAUCAAUUUACAAGAAAUCUAUCUAGAUCAUAACAACCUUUCAGGAUCUAUUCCUUCCACUAUAGGAAAUUUGCCAAAGCUCAACACUCUAUUAUUGAUGGAGAACAAUCUUAGUGGUCACCUUCCAGGAGAAAUGAAUAACAUAACUUGGCACAAUUUACAACUGGGUGAUAAUCAUUUCCAAGGCCAAUUACCACAACAGAUUUGUCAGGAUGGGAAGUUAUAUAGGUUUGUAGCUCAAAAUAACCAGUUCAUGGGUCCCAUUCCAACUAGUUUGAAGAACUGUUCUAGUCUAGAAAGACUCAAGCUUCAAGGUAACCAACUAACUGACAAUAUAACAUAUGCUUUUGGAGUAUAUCCUUAUUUGGACUUCAUUGAUCUAAGUGGAAAUAAAUUGUAUGGUUACCUUUCAUCCAAGUGGGGGAAGUGUCGAAAUCUUAAACAAUUGUUUAUUCACAAUAACAACCUUUCUGGUGAAAUACCAUCAGAGAUGGGGGAGGCAGCUAAGCUUGUUGAACUUGACUUGUCUUCAAAUCAUUUGUCUGGACAAAUCCCAAAAGAACUAGGCAAGUUGAUAAUGUUGACAAAACUCUUUUUGAGCCACAAUAACUUCUCUGGUAACGUCCCCUCAAAUAUAAGAUCACUUAGUCAACUUGAAACAUUGGAGUUGGCCACAAAUAAUUUCUAUGGCUUAAUCACAAGAGAGCUUGGGGAACUAAAAAACUUAAAGUUCUUGAACUUGAGCAGAAACAAAUUUGAUGAAAGCAUUCCCCUUGAGUUCGGUCAACUCCAGGAGCUUGAACAACUUGAUCUUAGUGACAAUUUGCUCAAUGGAACAAUACCAUCAGUGCUUGGAAUGUUACCCAAAUUGCAAGUAUUGAACCUCUCACAUAAUGAUCUCACUAGCACCAUUCCUUCUAGUUUUAGCAGAUCAAUGUCAGCUUUGACUACUGUUGACUUAUCAAACAAUCAAUUAGAAGGCCCCGUUCCAAACAAACCAGUCUUUCAAAUAUUUGAAGGAUUGAAGAAUAAUAAAGGUUUGUGCGGUAACGUCACUGGUUUACAUCCUUGCAGUAAUUCUCAAAUGCGUGCAAAAAACAAAGAUGAAAAAGCACAAUCACAGGACAUUUAUUUUGUAUGGAGUUCCAAUAGAGAAAUAUUGUAUGAAAAUAUCAUCGAAGCCACAAUGCACUUUGAUGAUAGAUAUCUCAUUGGGAAAGGUGGCCAAGGAAGUGUUUACAAGGCAGAGUUACCAACAGGUGAUAUUUUUGCUGUAAAAAAGCUUCAUUCCUUACCCAGUGGAGAAAUCUUCAGCGAGAAAGCUUUCACAAGUGAGAUUCGUGCUUUGAUAGAAAUCAAACAUCGUAACAUUGUGAAGUUGUAUGGUUUUUGUUCCAAUCCACGAUUCUCUUUUUUGGUCUAUGAGUUCUUGGAAGGUGGCAGCUUGGACAACAUACUAAAGAAUGAGAACCAAGCCACUAAGCUUGAUUGGAAAAAGAGAGUGAAUGUUGUUAGAGGUGUCGCCAGUGCUUUAUUCCAUAUGCAUCAUGGCUGUUCAAUUCCUAUUGUUCAUCGUGACAUAUCAAGCAAGAAUGUUCUUCUAACUAUAGAAUAUGAAGAAGCUCGGCUCAUUGACUUUGGAGGAGCGAAGUUUCUCAAUCCUGACUCAAAAAAUGUGACCACAUUCGUUGGUACCUUCGGGUAUGCUGCUCCAGAGAUUGCAUAUAUUAUGGAAGCAAACGAGAAAUGUGAUGUUUACAGCUUUGCAGUGUUGACUUUAGAGAUAAUUAUGGGAAUACAUCCAGGAGAGCUUAUUUCAUCUUUGAUGGAAAAAUCAACCGCGUAUGAUUUGCUAUUAAAGGAUAUGUUGGACCCACGACUUUCACCGCCUAGGAAAUCAAUCCUUGACGAGGUUAUUGCAGUUGCAAAAAUAGCAUUUUCUUGUUUGAAUGAGAAUCCUCAGUCUCGUCCAACCAUGGAACAAGUAUCUAUGAAGCUUGAUCGGCGACCAAAGCCUCACAUGGAAGAACCAUUUGUCACGGUCACAAUUAGACAACUAAUGAAUGAUUAA
Messenger RNA from Neltuma alba, 2973 nucleotides. Its product is annotated as MDIS1-interacting receptor like kinase 2-like. Bases 1 to 2973 code for a protein of 990 amino acids. Gene Ontology annotation, molecular function: protein kinase activity; protein binding; ATP binding. The transcript is spliced from 3 exons. NCBI's taxonomy places the organism in Eukaryota, Viridiplantae, Streptophyta, Magnoliopsida, Fabales, Fabaceae. The record is from RefSeq and is a predicted model, not a curated record. Gene Ontology annotation, biological process: protein phosphorylation.